AUUUUCACACAACGAUAUUCUCUAUCAAUCAUCGAUGGCAAAGGCUCAAUUCACUAUUAUCGGAACAAUUUCGCAGCCCAUUCUAACUCUUUAGAUCUAAUCGUUUGAUAAGUGCGAGAAGGCCAACCAUUUCCUUUGAUUCUCGUCAAAUUAAACCCUAAAUUUCCGUUGCCCUUUCAAUCGGAUCUGAACUGAGAGACCAAUUCAAUCAUGGCUUCUAUGAAGUCGUCUAGGUCAAGGGCGCAAUCGGGGGCCCCAGCGAAAGGCAACCCCAAGGAGACUGGCUCGAAGCUGGAGGAAAAUCUCAACGUCUUCGAGUCCGAUAAUUUCGAUGCUGACGGCUAUGUACAGUCCAAAUGUCAUUCCCUGAACGAGAAGGAAAUAAGGCAUCUAUGCUCAUAUCUUUUGGAUUUGAAGAAAGCUUCUGCUGAGGAAAUGCGCAGAAGUGUUUAUGCUAAUUAUACAGCCUUUAUACGCACAGCAAAAGAGAUUUCAGAUUUGGAGGGUGAGCUUUCAUCAAUCAGGAACCUGCUAUCUACUCAAGCGACUUUAAUUCAUGGUUUAGCUGAGGGAGUUUACGUCGAUUCCAUGUCUAUUGCUGUUCCUGUUGGUCCCACUGCCAAUUGUUUGUGUAAUGAUGAUGGUAGAGAACCUUCAGACCUAGAGAACUGGUUGAUAGAGUUUCCUGAUCUCCUUGAUGUUUUGUUAGCUGAAAGGAGAGUGGAUGAAGCUUUGGGAACUCUUGAUGAAGGAGAACGUGUAGCUUCUGAAGCAAAAGAAACAAAAACCCUGAGUCCUACUAUGCUUUUGUCACUACAGACUGCAAUUAUGGAACGUAGGCAAAAAUUAGCUGAUCAGCUUGCUGAAGCUGCUUGCCAACAUUCUACACGUGGUGCUGAGCUUCGCGCAGCUAUUUCCGCUCUUAAAAGGCUUGGGGAUGGCCCUCGUGCUCAUUGUUUACUACUCAAUGCACAUUUCCAAAGAUAUCAGUACAACAUGCAAAGUCUGCGUCCAUCAAGCACCUCAUAUGGAGGAGCAUACACUGCUGCCCUCUCACAGCUGGUAUUUUCUGCUGUUGCUCAAGCAGCAAGUGAUUCUUUGGCCAUUUUUGGUAAGGAGCCGGCUUAUACAUCGGAGCUGGUGAUGUGGGCUACAAAGCAAACUGAGGCCUUUGCGCUUCUUGUUAAGAGACACGCUUUAGCUUCAUCUGCAGCUGCUGGAGGUUUAAGAGCUGCUGCCGAAUGCGUUCAAAUAGCUUUAGGUCAUUGUUCAUUGUUGGAAGAUCGUGGUUUAGCACUUUGUCCUGUGCUCCUGAAACUUUUUAGACCUAGUGUUGAACAAGCACUAGAUGCUAAUUUGAAGCGAAUUGAAGAGAGCACUGCUGCUCUUGCUGCGGCUGAUGAUUGGGAACUCACCUCUCCUCCCACUGUCACACGCCAAUCUGUCAGGCCUUCCAGUACGUCUCUGGGAACUACGACUGCAUAUCACCAUAAACUUUCAAGUAGUGCUCAUCGGUUCAAUCUGAUGGUCCAGGAUUUCUUCGAGGAUGUGGGGCCACUUCUAAGUAUGCAGUUGGGAGGUAAAACAUUAGAAGGUUUGUUCCAGGUGUUUAACUCAUACAUUAACAUGCUUAUCAAAGCAUUACCGGGUUCAAUGGAAGAAGAAGCAAACUUUGAAGGUUCUGGAAAUAAAAUUGUUCGAAUGGCUGAGACUGAAGCCCAGCAAAUUGCAUUGCUUGCAAAUGCGUCCUUAUUAGCAGACGAACUGUUACCUCGUCCAGCUAUGAAGCUCGCGCUGCUGAAUCCGGCUAACUACAAAGAUGAUGCUCGGAAAAGACCUUCAGAUAGGCAAAACCGUCAUCCAGAGCAAAGGGAAUGGAAGAGACGUCUCCUGAGCUCAGUCGAUAGAUUAAAAGAUAGUUUUUGUCGACAACAUGCUCUAGAUCUUAUUUUUACAGAGGAUGGUGAUAGCCAUCUUAGUGCAGAAAUGUACAUAAACAUGGAUGGAAAUGUGGAUGAAGUUGAAUGGUUUCCCUCUUCAAUAUUCCAGGUACUUCUUAGGGGUUGAUGUCAAAAUGUGGUUUUAUCUCAACGUUAUUAAAAUGUUUCCUUUUAGUUUGUUAAAAUCACAUUUGGUAAUCUAUAUGUCUUUUAGGAUGUUGUGUACAUUUCUUUAUAUUUGUGAGCAUCUUUUCAUACCUAGAAGAUUGUGAAUAGAGUAAUGUUUAUAAUUGAAUGUUGUUUCGGAGUUCUUCAAUUAGACAAUUUGAGUACUCGAUACCCCUACUCUUGGUUGAUUCAAUUUUUCUGUUCUGUUGAUUUGACCACAAUUACUUCACUAUGAAUAAUUGUUUCGUUCCAUUUAGGUGAACAUGUCACUUUAGAUUCCAUUCUAACUAUCAUUAUAGGACCUAGAUGCUCAUUGCAUUGUUAUGUAAUAAAGGAUUGUAUGCUUAUGCUCGCUUUCAAAAUCUUGUUCCUAUAUCAACUCAUCUUAUUUCAUGCUCAUAUUCAUUCUAUUUCUUAAUUUGACCGAUAUAGUCAUGUUGUUUUAAUGUAUUUUUUUUUUUUUAACCCAAAUCAGGUAACCUAGAUAUUUAUUAUUAGUAGAGAUAUGUAAAGGUUCAGGCAACUGAGAAAUAACACAUUCAAAAAUUAAGUUUGACAGGAGUGGGAAUGUUAAUACCUAAUAUUGAUAUGUGGUAAAACUAGAAAGGAUAGAAUUAGGAACAAAUAUAUUUGUGAAAAAGUGGAAGUAGCACAUAUAGAAGAUAAAUUAAGGAAGAAUCGACUUAGGUGGUUUGGAAAUAUCUAUGGACGGUCUACUACGACACUGGUGAGAAAGAGUGAUAUGAUAGCUAUUGACGAUAAGCGUAGAGGUUGAGGAAGUCUAAAAUUAAUUUAAAUGAAAUAGUAACAAAAGAUAUGAUAACUUAUGGUUUUAUAGAAAACAUGACUCUUACUAUAUAUUAGAGCAGUAGAGCACAAUAACAAACAAGAUUCAUGUAGCUGACAUGGUGACACCACCGAUGUUGGGACAAGGCUUUGUUGAUUUGUGACCUGUCAUGUUUUAUAAGUAAAGGUGAUUAAAUCAUGAACUGUUUGUGGAAAACCUCAAAUUCAGGUGAAUUGAAGUUUUCAGAACGAUGUCUUUGUGCCAUCAUAGCCUCUGAGCAUUAUCAAUGUGUGCCUUUAGUCUAAUCUCUGAGGUUGAUAAUCCUUGCUUAGAGCAGUUUUGAAAGAUGCAUGCACUUGUUAGUGAAUUGCAGCAUGUGCCAUUUGUUAUGAUAACCUAAUCAUUCGUACGAAACUAAUUAAUUGGAUUAUUCUGUUAUGUAAGUGAUUUCACGUUUUUCUCCUUAUGGUUACAUGUUUUUCAUGGUUAAAAUAUUUACUGUAGUUAAAAUAUUUAUUGUGGUUAAAAAGUAAGUAUAAUAAUCAUAUUUAGGCUAAAAGGUUAAAGCCUUAAAGGUCAAUAGAUAGAUUUAUCGUUGUUUAAAGGUUAAAAUAUAAGUUGUCAGAUCUAAUCGACCUGUCCUGCUCUUAUGCUUUAUGUAAGCAAGCCACUCUGUUUUAGUAACUAUAGAUGUGUGAGCGGGGCUCUAUAUGUAGAAACAUUAUUCUGUUUUAUGUAUUGUAGAGAUUUUUUUUUUAAAAACGUGGUACUAACUGCUUUGUUUAUCUUGGACCCAGUGCACAAGGCUUCCACCACUGCGGGGUCUGGGGAGGGUUAGAUAUACGUAGCCUUACCUUUACAAGCAGAGCAGCUGUUUCCACUUUGUUUAUCUUGGACCCCCCCCCCCCCCCC
Molecule: messenger RNA, 3807 nt
Organism: Ilex paraguariensis (yerba mate)
Lineage: Eukaryota; Viridiplantae; Streptophyta; Magnoliopsida; Aquifoliales; Aquifoliaceae
Source: the annotation of a GenBank genome assembly